Molecule: messenger RNA, 1227 nt
Organism: Coregonus clupeaformis (lake whitefish)
Lineage: Eukaryota; Metazoa; Chordata; Actinopteri; Salmoniformes; Salmonidae
Product: signal recognition particle 9 kDa protein
Exons: 3
Coding region: 118-372 (84 amino acids)
Biological process (GO): negative regulation of translational elongation; SRP-dependent cotranslational protein targeting to membrane
Cellular component (GO): signal recognition particle, endoplasmic reticulum targeting
Molecular function (GO): 7S RNA binding
Source: RefSeq, a predicted model, not a curated record
CGUUUAUAUACACCGGUUAUUUUCUACCUGCUAGUUUGCUGAUGUGGUUUUUAAAUUAGUAAACCUCACAGGCCGAUUGAAACUGUUUUUAUAAUUUACUUCUUAUGCUCAAGGAUUAUGCCUUAUUAUCAAACAUGGGAAGAGUUCGCUCGUGCAGCAGAAAAACUAUAUUUGAAAGAGCCAAUGAAGGUCAGGGUGGUUCUCAAAUACAGACACUGUGAUGGUAACCUUUGCAUCAAAGUCACCGAUGAUGCAGUGUGUUUACAAUACAAGACGGACCAGGCCCAGGACGUUAAGAAGAUAGAGAAACUGCAUGGCAAACUGAUGAGGCUUAUGGUGUCCAAGGAAAGUGGUGCCAUGGAAAUGGAUUGAACCCCUUGCCCUUAGUUGUGUUAACUCUCCUUUGAGUCUGGACUGUGGUUUGUCAAUAGCACAAACAAUGGAAGAGAACAGAGCUGGAAUGACUACAUCGGAUCAUGAGAGAGAGGGAAGGGAGGGGAAAUAGGAGGGUUGAUGGGAAUAAAAAAUUUAAAUGGAGAGCGUAACCUUCGCUGCUCUGAAGAGGUAUUUGCUGGAGUUCUUUUAAAGAGCUUGUAUUUAUUUUCAGUUAAGAUGGACUAAAACAGAUUGAGAGACGCAUGUCUGUUUACUUAUAUGGUUAGAUUUUCAUUUGAUAUGUUUUUUUAUUUUAAAAUGUUCAUGACCAUGAAUGAAGCAGGACCUUUUGAUUUCCACACUGGCUAUUUCAGUGAAGGAAGAACAAUGCCUCCAAUGCCAUUUAGUGAACUUUGCAAAUGAUUGCAUUACUCAGUAAAUGUUUAUAUAACUUACAACAGCCAACAUCUCAACUGUCUGAAAUAUUUCGAUUUUAAUGUAUGAUUUAAUUUCAAUAUCUCCCCAUAUUGCUGCUGUUCAAGCUGCCAUACACACAACGGCCCUCCUGAAUGUCUUUAUUUAUCAAGAAUGCCUGAUUUUCUGACAUUUUCUAUUUAAUCAUUGAAAAUAACUUGUCCUCAAACCAGGUCACUAGCUACGUAGGUUUCCAUCCAAUUGGCGACAGAUUUUCAUGCAAAUAUUGGAAAAUCCGUAUAAAAACAAUAUGGCCAAUUUCCCACCAGAGAUGUUUACAUCAAAUCGACUUGUUGCAGAUCAAAGACUGCAUAGUGCACAUAAAAAUACAUUUUGUGGUUAAAUUCCAAUGUACCGAAUAAAAAAAUACAAGUUAAA